UUUUUUUUUUUUUUUUUUCGCUCGUUCCUUCCUCUAUAGUUCAUAUUAUUCUCUCUCCUCUCUCGCUCCGGUGAUCUUCUUCAGAUCUCCGGCAAUGGCAAGAGGCGGAGGCGGGAGGGGUCGGCCGGAGUAGCUCGCUCUUGGAGCCGUAGACGAGAUCUGGAGAAUGGGAGAGGGGGAUCGGCGGAGGAGAAGGAGAUCCGUACUCUGUUAGCACCACCGCUAGGGUUUCGACCACAGCAUCUGUCUCGUUUGGCCCCUUCUGUAUUCUUUUGAUCGGUCCCGGAUUCGUGGAAGAUGGAGUCGGGUGCGAGGGCCAGGGUUUUAGGGCUUUCGUGGAGAUCGGUGGUGUUGAUGGCGGCGGCGGUGGUGAUGGUGGUGUUUCCGGCGGCGUUGGCGGCGGAGGAGGGGCAGAGGAAGCACGCGUACGCGGCGAUGAUGUACAUGGGGACGCCGAGGGACUACGAGUUCUACGUGGCGACGCGGGUGAUGAUGAGAUCCCUCGCAAAGCUCGGCGUCGACGCCGACCUCGUCGUCAUCGCCUCCCUCGACGUCCCGAUCCGAUGGGUCCAAACCUUGAAAGAGGAGGAUGGGGUGAAGGUUGUUUCUGUGGAGAACUUGAAGAAUCCAUACGAGAAACAGGGCAAUUUCAACUCGCGGUUCAAGCUGACACUGAACAAGCUGUAUGCUUGGAGCUUGGUCGAAUAUGAUCGAGUUGUUAUGCUCGACUCUGAUAACCUUUUCAUCCAAAAAACUGAUGAGCUCUUCCAGUGUGGUCAAUUCUGUGCUGUUUUCAUCAACCCCUGCAUCUUCCACACUGGCCUCUUUGUCCUUCAGCCUUCAAUGGAUGCGUUUAAGAACAUGCUUCAUGAGCUAGAGAUUGAGCGUGAGAACCCAGAUGGUGCUGAUCAAGGUUUCCUAGCUAGUUACUUCCCAGAUUUGCUUGAUCAACCAAUGUUUCAUCCACCUGCCAAUGGUACCAAACUUGAUGGAAUUUAUCGUCUUCCUCUAGGGUAUCAGAUGGAUGCUUCUUACUACUAUCUAAAGCUUCGUUGGAAUAUUCCUUGUGGACCAAACAGUGUAAUCACAUUCCCUAGCGCACCAUGGCUCAAACCAUGGUAUUGGUGGUCUUGGCCUGUCUUACCUUUGGGGCUCUCAUGGCAUGAGCAACGCCGAAGGAAUCUUGGGUAUGGAUCAGAGCUACCGGUAAUCCUAAUCCAGGCUGUUCUAUACAUUGGGGUCAUGGCCGUCACCCGUCUAGCCCGCCCCAGCCUGUCGAAGCUAUGCUACAACCGCCGCCCUGAGAAGACCACUGCUUUCCUCCUCACCAUCCUCAAGCUGGCCGCUAUGUGGUCCAUGCUAGCCGCCUACACCGUCCCCUUCUUCCUCAUCCCCUGCACCGUCCACCCGCUCUUCGGCUGGUCCCUUUAUUUACUCGGCUCGUUUGCCCUCUCUUCCAUAGUGAUCAACGUUUUCCUCCUCCCGCCUUUCGCAGUCCUGACUACUUGGCUCGGACUUUUGGGGGCGCUCUUGGUGAUGGCUUUUCCUUGGUAUUCAGAUGGUGUCAUGCGGGCAUUGACAUUGUUUGCGUAUGCGUUUUGCUGCGCGCCGGUUGCUUGGGCUUCAUUGGUGAAGGUGAUGGGCUCGUUGCAAAUAUUGAUCGAAAGAGAGGUGUUCUUUCCGAGACUGGGAGAGCCCGCUCAGACAGCUGAGUUCAGCAAGCUGUAUUAAGUCGUGAAUCAGAUGACGGUCAUGGAAAAACACUGAUUGGACUGGCUAAUCUCAUUCAUUCUGACAAUUUUGGCUGUUCGGUUCGAUCCGCCUGGUUUGGUAUGUACGUACUAUUACGAGUUAUACUUUGUGUUCUGGCGCCGUAUACAAAGAGGCGAACUGAAUGGCAAAUAUUCAUGAUAGGUGAUAUUUCUGGGGAGCAAGAGUGGAGGAUUCCAGUGAGGGUGGGGAUUAAAUUAUGGAUUUGUUCUGUUGGGGGGAAGUUAGAUGUUUGUUAUAAAUUCAUUUUAAUUUUAAUGCCUCUUCCCUUUAAUGUGAAGUUUCUGAUCAAGUAGUGUUGCUCAAUUCAA
This is a messenger RNA of Ananas comosus (pineapple), 2081 nucleotides long. RefSeq names its product putative glucuronosyltransferase PGSIP8. NCBI's taxonomy places the organism in Eukaryota, Viridiplantae, Streptophyta, Magnoliopsida, Poales, Bromeliaceae. Gene Ontology annotation, molecular function: glycosyltransferase activity. Bases 298 to 1731 code for a protein of 477 amino acids. The transcript has 5 exons. The record is from RefSeq and is a predicted model, not a curated record.